CCUAGCAACAGAGCGUUCAGUUUAUCCACCUCUAAAGGCAGUAAUUAAGACAAAGUUAAGAACUUUGAAUUGAUUCAGUUACUCACCAACAAGCCAGUUGUUACUUUUGGCUAAUUCAGUAGCUAACGCAAUUUAAAUUUAACGUAACAUUUGGUAGUGUAACAUUUAACAAUAUUAGCUAGGUAGUGUUAGGCUAAUAAUAGCGAAAUGCUAAGCAUUUAGCUAGCUAACGUAGCGGCCGUUCGGAGCGCCAUUGAAAAAGCAAGUCAUAAUAUUUGGAGAAGAAAAUUAAUCCAAGUGUGGCUUUAACUAUGAGUAGUUAACAGGUGCCUUUUAUGCUGGCGGGAUGAAUACCUAUUUGACAGAGCUGAACACAGCACAGAGCAGACAGGAGUAUAUUGAUGCUGAUGACUGUUCUUCAAAAGAGGACAAUAAUGUCAACCCAGGCCCUGCAGGGACUCCUCUAUGGACAGGCCCCCCUUCAGAUGUCAGUCUGCCUGGAGUAGCUCCCCAUCAUCACCAGUAUAUUAUCCAGCCAGGGAUGGUGGACCCUCUUAGCUUAAGGUUCCCCUAUCCGUGUCAGUCCACUCACUGUCAACUGAAUUAUCCAGACUACCUUCUGGAGCCCCAGUCCAGUCAGUAUCACCUCCUCACUGACCCUGUGCCUGGUCCACCAGACAGCAGCCUUCACAGCUCAGGUUCUGCUCAUUGGUUUACUAAUGAACCCAUCCUCUGCAGCAUGAUGCCAGGGGAUUUACAUGCCCCUGUAUCCAGUAUCUGUGUACCACAGGCCGUGGACCAUCAGCAGUUUCAAGAGGGACUGACUGAAUUUACAUCCCACAUCCCACAGCAUGUGAUGUGUAAUGUAAGUGGAGGUGGACAGGUUGUGCUCGUCAACCCCUGUGAGCCAGGACCUGUGUUCCUUACCCUGAAAUCUGCCCCAACACAUACAGAUGACGGCCCAACUGCGGGUGAAGAUGUGAGUGUACUGGGGACUCCCAGCCAGCUUCCCCAGUACCACCAGACAACAUGCCCCCAGUAUGAGUCCAGAGAUCAGACAGCCAACACCCAGCUUCAAGCCCUUUUAGCACGAACUGUUGGAACUUGUGAAUCGAAGUCCAGGAAACCCUGCCACUGCACCAGAUCCCAGUGCCUCAAACUCUACUGUGAGUGUUUUGCCAAUGGAGUGAUGUGCAGCAACUGUGACUGCUCUAACUGCCACAACAAUGCGGAGCAUGAAAUGAAGCGUCACAAGGCAAUUAAGUCAUGUUUAGGUCGGAACCCAGAUGCCUUCAGGUCUAAGAUUGCUGGUGGGAAGUCAAGAGAGGUCAAAGGUUGGCACAACAAAGGCUGCAACUGUAAACGCUCCGGCUGCCUUAAGAACUACUGCGAGUGCUAUGAGGCCAACAUCAUGUGUACCUCCAGCUGUAAAUGUGUUGGCUGUAGAAACUACGAUGACGGCUCAGAAACAGGCCUCAAAGAGAAGACUGUCAAUGUCAAGGACAAAUGGCCUGUAUCAGUGAUAACCCCUGCUGUGGUGGAGGCUGUGUGUGGCUGUCUGCUGGCUCAGGCUGAGGGGGCUGAGAGAGAGGCCCAGAGCCGCGCCCAGGCUGAGCACAUGGUCCUGGACGAGUUCGGACACUGUCUCACACAGAUUGUCAUGGCCAUGUUCAAGUACAACACAUACUGACAGAAUUACACUGAGCUUAGGUUCAUAGGAUUGUGCUCCUGAGUGGAGUGAAUUUCCAAUAUUUUAGUUUUAUUGUUAAUACCAGACAAACAUUUAUAAACAGCCGCACAGAGGUGUUUUUUUUUCUUUUCUUGCUGUUUGGGGUCUGUAUGAUUUCUUCAGAGUUAGUGUUCUGGUUCUGAUUUAAAUCUGGUGAGCAUUCAACAUUCAGAGGCAGUUCCAGUGUUUGUACCAUAAAUAUUUCAAAGAUUGUUCAAGGUGACUGCCUUCUGUAGCAUAUUUCAGUCUUUUAGACAUAACAAGAAAAUGAGUUGUCUAAUCUAUAUAUACAAAUGAAUGUAAGAAAUGUUCAAACUAACUAAUUUAAAAUACAUUUUCUA
Micropterus salmoides (largemouth bass) is the source of this 2070-nucleotide messenger RNA. Its product is annotated as protein lin-54 homolog. Gene Ontology annotation, biological process: regulation of DNA-templated transcription. Lineage: Eukaryota; Metazoa; Chordata; Actinopteri; Centrarchiformes; Centrarchidae. Gene Ontology annotation, cellular component: nucleus. The record is from RefSeq and is a predicted model, not a curated record. The transcript is spliced from 13 exons. The coding region runs from base 347 to 1690 and encodes 447 amino acids.